UUUCCAUCUGAGUGGAGCAGUUGAGCAGGUAGCUCAAGGUCUGCACACAGUUUUCCACAGUUUCUAGAGUUUGGAUUUCAUAUUCCUUAGUCCAGCAUCCAAACUUCAGCACUAAGAUGGGUUACAGGACUGUGGUGAUGUACAUAGAAAUUGGCUGCUUUGUGGUCUGUGUGAGUGGAUGGAUCCUUGUCUGCUCCACCCUGCCAACUGACAUUUGGACCUGGUCUGAGGUUAGCAGCAUAGUCCUGACAUCAUCAAACUACUAUUCCAACUUGUGGAAGGACUGUGUAUCUGAUUCAACUGGAGCAUCUGACUGCAAGCAAAUCCCAUCAAUGCUUGCUCUUAACUGGGACAUUCACAUGUGUCGCGCUCUUAUCAUCAUCUGUAUUAUCCUGGCUUUCUUUGGGUCCAUUCUGGUCUUAGUGGGAAUGAAGUGCACUAAGAUCGGUGGGUCAGAAAUUACUAAUGCAAAAGUAACCUUUGCUGGAGGAAUGAAUUACCUUAUUGGAGGGAUGUGUGCCAUGGUUUCUUUCUCUUAUUAUGGAAGCAGAAUCGUAUCAAACUUUCAUGAUCCCACCUAUGUAGAACAGAAGUUUGAAAUAGGUGUUGGUGUCUUCAUCGGGUGGGGAGGCUCCACCUUACUUAUUGCCGGAGGCCUUAUUUACAGCAUCUUAGCCGGGAGAGAAGCAUGCAGUUCAAGCCCAGAAAGAUGCUCUCCCUCUCAGUUCCCUGGCUAUACAUUCGUUCCAGGAAACAAGAGUGAUGUGUCUGUGGCUCCCACAGAGAUAGGCAAGAGCAGAAAAUCAAAGGCCACCACUGACAGUGAAGUCAGCAGCAUCUCUGUGAUGUCAAGCUCCACUAAGACAACAGCCACUAAUGUUUAUGUAUGACUUAUCUACAGAGGGGGAAAAAAAUCUUCUGUAAGUCUUCGUUUGCUGCUGAGAAGUUUAGUGGUGGUAAAAGCAACUAAAUCUGUGGAGGCAACUUUUAGCUCCUUUUUAGAGUGGUUUGAAUUUCUAGUUAUUAAAUCCUGUUAACAUUUAAGUUAUAAAAUGCCUACACUAAUGUGAAAUGAGGCACUAGCAAAUUUCUCUCAUCAUAUUGCUUUGCAGAACAUGAACACAUACCAGUGCAUGAACUGGUAAGAUUAUAUAAAGAUCAAUUAAAAGGUAUUUUAUGGUUUUGAUGCAAAAGGUUAAAGGCUGUUUAAGGACAUAUUGAAAUGUUGUUCUUUUGCUCUGAUCUGAGCUAAAAAAUGCUGAAAGUAUAUAAAGCUGUGCAUGCAUUAAAGCAGAACUACUAAUAUCAUAAACCUUCAUAGACUGAAUAAGUAGACUAAGCUUUCUAAAGUUCAGUAAUGUGUUUCAAGAUAAUGGCUGAAGGCUGCAUUUAUUGAUCAAAAACUGUGAUGAUGUAUUGUAAGAUGUUUUUGAAAUUUGCAUUAAAUAUACAUUUUGAAGUUGAUUGAUAAUGAACAAAUGUUCGAUGUGAUGCUCCCUAAAACCUCUCCAGUGCGCAUCAAGGGUUGACUCUAAGAAAUGUUUAAAAUUGAUGCAUGAUUGUUAAUGUAAACUUUUUAUUAGUAGGGGAGAAUGGGGUUGAUUGUCACACUUUUACUUUAAUUUAAAUUUUAAAAAAUUGGUAGCCUCAGAUGGCUCCAUUUUAAUCUCUAAUGAAAGCCUGAAGUGUCAAGUCAAAAUGAAUGGACUUUUCACUCCUAAGUAUAAAUCCGUUCCAAAGAUAUGUAAUGCCAAGUACAUCAUGGGCUUUUGUGACAACCAUCCCCAUUGUGGGGUUGGUUGUCACACACUGUGGGGUUGGUUGUCACAAUGCUAUUUCAAUGAGGAAAUAAAAAAAAGUCAUCUGAAAAAAAUGUAAAUUUUGUUGAAAUCUUUUAAUUUAAAGCAUUUAAUUUAAUAUUUAUUUGAAACAAUAAUCAAGAACAGACACAAUUACUUGAAAGGAAACAGUAUAAAAAUGUGUAUAAAAACAGUACAUUAGAACAGACAUAGGCCUACUAAAAUCUGGUAUUGCUUUCACUUAUACCAUGAACUGGCUGAAUAAUUUUUGUACUUUAGUAUCAGUGUCAGAAUUAGAAAAUCAUCCAAAACAAUAUAUCAGACAUUAACAAUACAACAGAACAGAGAUUGGCCUCCAACGACAUCAGGGGGUGUCUGGCCAAAAGUAGUCUUCUAGACAAAUUUUCUGCCCAUCUUCUAUCUACAAAAAAGAAUAAAUUACUAUAUGUAUCACACCAUGCAUGUGACGACCAGCCCUGGAGAGAAAGUGACAACCAUUCCCAACAGGCACUUUAGCUAGAAGUUAAGCUAGCAAGCAUAAACAAUACCCUAGCAAAGAAGGAAGACAUUUUGAACUGUAGCUCUCCCUUUAUAUUAUAAAAUGGUAACAAGUGUUAGAUUUUAAACCAGUGUGUAAAAGACUUAGAAGUAGAAUGCAGAAAAACUGAAAAGUUACAUUUUAAUGUCAAAAACAUAAAAUGUCCUCUCACCUCAAUGUCAAGAGUCAAAAUGCUAAAUUAACCAUGUAGCUAAUAUAUGACCACUAUUAAGGAAAUUUCAGUACCACUGUCUUUCAACAGCUUCCUCUAGUGGUCGAGUUGUAGCCACUGUGACAACCAGCCCUGUUCUCCCCUAUUUGUUGCAUAUCAUGAUAACAAUGUUGAGAGAAAAUGUAGAACUUAAUAUCAAAUCUUGUAAAAAAAAUGUCAGCCUGGCCAUUCAUUCAUUCAUUAAUCCAUUUAUUAUUGAAUUUCAUAUAAGCUGUAUAGUCUCCCAACUAUUGUUACUUUGCAGGCUGAAGGUCAUAUUGCUACCAAAUUAACUGUCUAAAAGUAUAAAAAGUACUUUUCCCCCUCCCCCACUUUAUCACUCACACCACACCAGGUUUUGGAUUUUUAUUUACCAUUUACCUUUAGCACUCAAGUUCCUCUUUUUUUGGUAAGUACCCUUCUGAUUAAGGUUGUUGCUUUUGAUAGACUUAUUAAAAUAGGCUCUGUUUUUUUUUUAAUGUUACAUACAAGGCUGAUUUGCUGUAAUGUAAUGUCUCCAAGAGUGUAUGAUUAUGAGCUGUAAAUUUCUUGAAGACGUAUCCAAAAGUGACCCUUGCACUUUUGACUGCUUUCAUUCUAGACAUUAGUGUCAUGCUCAAUUUCAAAUGCUAUCAAAGUGCUAGAGUUGCAGCAAAUAAACUUUAAAAAAGAUCAACAUCA
This is a messenger RNA of Melanotaenia boesemani (Boeseman's rainbowfish), 3229 nucleotides long. RefSeq names its product claudin-10-like. The record is from RefSeq and is a predicted model, not a curated record. Gene Ontology annotation, cellular component: bicellular tight junction; plasma membrane. Gene Ontology annotation, molecular function: structural molecule activity. Gene Ontology annotation, biological process: cell adhesion; bicellular tight junction assembly. The transcript is spliced from 5 exons. The coding region runs from base 117 to 890 and encodes 257 amino acids. Lineage: Eukaryota; Metazoa; Chordata; Actinopteri; Atheriniformes; Melanotaeniidae.